This is a messenger RNA of Lontra canadensis (Northern American river otter), 701 nucleotides long. Its product is annotated as histone H2B type 1-C/E/F/G/I. Gene Ontology annotation, cellular component: nucleosome. Lineage: Eukaryota; Metazoa; Chordata; Mammalia; Carnivora; Mustelidae. The coding region runs from base 12 to 392 and encodes 126 amino acids. Gene Ontology annotation, molecular function: DNA binding; protein heterodimerization activity; structural constituent of chromatin. The transcript is spliced from 2 exons. The record is from RefSeq and is a predicted model, not a curated record.
AGAUACUCAUCAUGCCUGAACCAGCCAAGUCGGCCCCGGCCCCGAAGAAGGGCUCCAAGAAGGCGGUGACCAAGGCGCAGAAGAAGGACGGCAAGAAGCGCAAACGCAGCCGCAAGGAGAGCUACUCGGUGUACGUGUACAAGGUGCUGAAGCAGGUGCACCCCGACACCGGCAUCUCGUCCAAGGCCAUGGGCAUCAUGAACUCGUUCGUCAACGACAUCUUCGAGCGCAUCGCGGGCGAGGCGUCCCGCCUGGCGCACUACAACAAGCGCUCGACCAUCACGUCCAGGGAGAUCCAGACGGCCGUGCGCCUGCUGCUGCCCGGGGAGCUGGCCAAGCACGCCGUGUCCGAGGGCACCAAGGCCGUCACCAAGUACACCAGCUCCAAGUGAGCCCGCCAAAUGCAGAGUGCUCAAUGCUAUUGGGAAUCCCAGUUGAGCUAGAGGCAAUCAGUGCAAGUCUUGGAAGAUCAAGAAAACACGUUGGAAAGUGGAGGAAGGCCUCCAUGGUCAGAUUCGUGAAAAAGAUCAGGCUGAGUUUGGAGUCCAGUGGCAGCCCACUGGUUUUAAUGUGCAUUCCAAGUCCAACCAUCCGGUAUACAAGUUCAAGUCCUCCCUGCCUCAGUCCUGGCUUUUAUGCUCUUUUAUCUUAGUGGAUUUUCUCAACUCCUUCAAUUCAUUUUGUCAACUCAUUGUUUAUGU